Molecule: messenger RNA, 4688 nt
Organism: Sciurus carolinensis (gray squirrel)
Lineage: Eukaryota; Metazoa; Chordata; Mammalia; Rodentia; Sciuridae
Gene: Bicd2
Product: BICD cargo adaptor 2
Exons: 8
Coding region: 116-2593 (825 amino acids)
Biological process (GO): regulation of microtubule cytoskeleton organization; protein localization to organelle; microtubule anchoring at microtubule organizing center
Cellular component (GO): cytosol; Golgi apparatus
Molecular function (GO): dynein complex binding; dynactin binding; cytoskeletal adaptor activity
Source: RefSeq, a predicted model, not a curated record
CGGCGGCGCGGACGGCCGUCGGGGCUGGGCGGCGGCGGCGGCGGCGGCGGCGGCGGCUGAGGAGGGCCGGGUCUGCUGGAGCCCCGGGGAGAGCCGGCCUCAGCGCGCCGCCACCAUGUCGGCGCCGUCGGAGGAGGAGGAGUACGCGCGGCUGGUGAUGGAGGCGCAGCCCGAGUGGCUGCGCGCCGAGGUGAAGCGGUUGUCUCACGAACUAGCAGAGACCACGCGCGAGAAGAUCCAGGCGGCCGAGUACGGGUUGGCGGUGCUGGAGGAGAAGCACCAGCUCAAGCUGCAGUUUGAGGAGCUCGAGGUGGACUAUGAGGCCAUUCGCAGCGAGAUGGAGCAGCUCAAAGAGGCAUUUGGACAGGCGCACACAAACCACAAGAAGGUGGCUGCAGAUGGUGAGAGCCGGGAAGAGAGCCUGAUUCAGGAGUCGGCCUCCAAGGAGCAAUACUAUGUGCGGAAGGUCCUGGAGCUGCAGACCGAGCUGAAGCAGCUGCGCAAUGUCCUCACCAACACGCAGUCAGAGAAUGAGCGCCUCACAUCAGUGGCCCAGGAGCUGAAGGAGAUCAACCAGAAUGUGGAGAUCCAGCGCAGCCGCCUGCGAGAUGACAUCAAGGAAUACAAGUUCCGGGAGGCCCGCCUGCUACAGGACUACUCCGAGCUGGAGGAAGAGAACAUCAGCCUGCAGAAGCAAGUGUCUGUGCUCAGACAGAAUCAGGUGGAGUUUGAGGGCCUCAAGCAUGAGAUCAAGCGCCUGGAGGAGGAGACCGAGUACCUCAACAGCCAGCUGGAAGACGCCAUUCGACUCAAGGAGAUUUCUGAACGGCAGCUGGAGGAGGCGCUAGAGACGCUGAAGACAGAGCGGGAGCAGAAGAACAGCCUGCGCAAGGAGCUAUCUCACUACAUGAGCAUCAACGACUCCUUCUACACCAGCCACCUGCAGGUCUCCCUGGAUGGCCUCAAGUUCAGUGAUGACACUGCUGCUGAGCCCAACAAUGACGCUGAGGCCCUAGUCAACGGCUUUGAGCACGGUGGCCUGGCCAAGCCGUCGCUGGACAACAAGACAUCCACACCCAGGAAGGAUGGGCUGGCACCACCCUCCCCCAGCCUUGUCUCUGACCUGCUCAGCGAGCUCCACAUCUCGGAGAUCCAGAAGCUGAAGCAGCAGCUGGUGCAGAUGGAGCGGGAAAAGGUGGGCCUGCUGGCAACGCUGCAGGACACGCAGAAGCAGCUGGAGCAAGCACGGGGAGCCCUGUCGGAGCAGCAUGAGAAGGUGAGCCGCCUCACGGAGAACGUGAGUGCCCUGCGGCGCCUGCAGGCCAGCAAGGAGCGGCAGACAGCCCUGGACAAUGAGAAGGACCGGGACAGCCAUGAGGACGGUGACUACUAUGAAGUAGAUAUCAAUGGGCCCGAGAUCCUGGCCUGCAAGUACCAUGUGGCUGUGGCUGAGGCUGGGGAGCUCCGCGAGCAGCUGAAGGCACUGCGCAGCACACACGAGGCCUCGGAGGCACAACACGCAGAGGAGAAAGGCCGCUAUGAGGCUGAGGGCCAGGCGCUCACUGAGAAGGUCUCCCUGCUGGAGAAGGCCAGCCGCCAGGAUCGCGAACUGCUGGCCCAGCUGGAGAAGGAGCUGAAGAAGGUGAGCGAUGUGGCUGGUGAGACACAGGGCAGCCUGAGCGUGGCCCAGGAUGAGCUGGUCACCUUCAGUGAGGAGCUGGCCAAUCUCUACCACCAUGUGUGCAUGUGCAACAAUGAGACGCCCAACCGAGUCAUGCUGGACUACUACCGUGAGGGCCAGGGUGGGGCCGGCCGCACCAGCCCUGGGGGCCGCACCAGCCCCGAGGGCCGCGGGCGCCGCUCACCCAUCCUCCUGCCCAAGGGGCUGCUGGCCACAGAGGUGGGUCGAGCAGAUAGUACAGCUGGGGACAGCAUCCCCUCUCCCAGCUCUUCACUGCCAUCACCCCUGAGUGAUCCCCGCCGGGAGCCCAUGAACAUCUACAACCUGAUUGCAAUCAUCCGCGACCAGAUCAAGCACCUGCAGGCUGCCGUGGACCGCACAACGGAGCUGUCCCGGCAGCGCAUCGCCUCGCAGGAGCUGGGUCCUGCUGUGGACAAGGACAAGGAGGCACUCAUGGAGGAGAUCCUCAAGCUGAAGUCACUUCUCAGCACCAAGCGGGAGCAGAUCACCACGCUGCGCACUGUGCUCAAGGCUAACAAGCAGACGGCUGAAGUGGCCCUUGCCAACCUGAAGAGCAAGUAUGAGAACGAGAAGGCCAUGGUGACUGAGACCAUGAUGAAGCUGCGUAAUGAGCUCAAGGCCCUCAAGGAAGAUGCCGCCACUUUCUCCUCACUGCGAGCCAUGUUUGCCACCAGAUGUGACGAGUAUAUCACACAGUUGGAUGAGAUGCAGCGGCAACUGGCAGCCGCAGAGGAUGAGAAGAAGACACUUAACUCCCUGUUGCGCAUGGCCAUCCAGCAGAAGCUGGCACUGACCCAGCGGCUGGAGCUGCUGGAGCUGGACCACGAGCAGACCCGACGGGGCCGUUCCAAGGCUGCCCCCAAGGCCAAGCCAGCCUCUCCGAGCCUGUAGAGUAGCUGCUGGGGAGGACGUGGCCACCCGGCCCUGUCACACCGCAGCCCCUUCCCCCUCCCCUCCCAUGGCCCAUGCAGAGGAAGGAAGGGCAACCUAAAAGUCCACUUAGAAACGUUUUGGAUAUGCCACUGCAAUUCUUUGCAAAAUAGCUUUCCCCAAGUUUUUAAUGGGAGUAAAAAAGCUUUAAUGUUGAGAAUGCUGCGAGCUGCUGCUUGGAAAGUCCUCUGCUCGGCCGAAGAACCUGCUUCCACAGCCCCCGCAGGCUUUCUAGAGCUCGCGGGAAUGCCCGCCAUGGGCCUCCUUAGUACACGUGUUCCUUUUUUAUCAGAUCAACCUGUGCACUUUUGAUAUUUUGAUAUUAUAUUUGCUUCCUUGAUUCCUCGCGUAGACAGUCUCAGAUGCCGUGGUCUGUGGUCGUGGUCCUGUAACUGUCCGUCUUAGCUCCUGGCGUGUUGAUCUGGCGUCAGCACGAGACAGAGCUGUGUGCUCCGUAGUGUGUAGCUCUAGACUGGAGAGGAGGCUUCAACCCAGCAAGGAGUUCAGCUCAGACUAUCCACGCUGUGGUUCAGCCUUUUAGGUUAUACGGCGUUAUGGCUCAUGUUUGAAAUUACAGAUUUUAAAUGCCAUGUUCAUUAAGAAAUCCAGGGUAUUCCGAUUCUGGGGUUUUUCAUAUUGUAUUAUUAUUAUUCUUAGGAAUAGUUCAAUGUAACAAGAAGAAAACUUGACCUUUGCUCUGGUUAAAACAAUAAUAGGCACUUGAAGAAAAAAAGAUAAAUUAUUGAAUGAGUAGUAUUACCUACAAAUUCCAGAAUUGUCUGGGUUUUAGGACAUUGUGAAGCAUGACUGAUUAACAGAAUUUUAUACAACUGUACCAGUGAAAUUCCAAAUUGGAAUUGUUUUGUUACUCUGGUUGUUGUGCCAAAUUGUGGUACACUUAGAAAAUUCUAGAGUUGUCGAUUUUUAGGGUGUUCUAUUUCAACGCCUUUUUGUUAGUAAUCAUUGCCAGUAGUGCCUUCAUCAGUUUCGGGAGGUGUCCCAGCGAAGUCGAUUCUCUAAAAUGUGCGGCAAAGAGCUAGUUGGGAGGCCGAAGGCUGGUGUGGACCAGCAGGUGGGAGUAGGCACUCACCUCGCACCUGCACCUGGGCAUCUUCAUCGAGGGAAAGGAAACAGUGAUUGUGCAGAAUUCUGUUAGUCAGUGAUUCUUUACUUACAAAUUCAGGGGCUUAGAAAACAAAAACAAACACAAAACCUUGAGUGUGUUUUGGGAACCAAAUGGACUUUAUGGGACAAGCUAAGCAAGCUGUACGAACACCAUGUUUGUAAAGAGCUGAGGGCUUCGAGAGCCGGCGUAGUCGGCGGGAGUGGGGGACGAGGGUUAGCCAUAGUAUUCUUUGCAAAUGUGAAAACGAGACAUUAUAUCUUCUCUUGCUUGGUGUAACUAAUCACUGUUAAUUUCAGGAAACAGAACUCAUUAAAGCUCCUUAGCAAACCAGAUCUGCAUUCUGUUUUGUUUGCUGAGCGAGGUUCACGGGUGUGGUCAAAUUGGUACUAUUGGAGGAAGAAAACUGUCCUCCGUCCUCCAAAAAAAGGGACAAAUUGUAAUAAUAUAAAUUGCAAGAGUCAAAGAAUUCUGUUUCCUGGAAUGAGCAUUUCUUAUUCCUCGUUGUUGGGACUCCUAUUUUUACCUUCUGUUACAGUGUUGAUUCAUAAGAAAUAUUGUUACAUUUGAGAUAACUUCAUCUGUAUGGGGUAUUUAUUUGCAAUGAUGUCUAAGUACUGUAUUUUUUCUGUGCAUUACUUUAGUGUCAGAAUGUUGGUCUUUAUUUUUAAAGUCAUAUGCAUGUUUUCCUGCCAAGGAACCUUUACACAGACCCAAACAAACAAAUAAUAAUAAGCAGAUGCCUUCAAUUUCUGAGAAAAUGAGGCAGAGCAUGGAAAAGGAAUAGGAAGGAGAAAUUAAUUGAGACUCUCUGGACACAGACAUGUGACAUGAAUGUCUACAAAGCCAGCACGCAUAGGAACAGAGGGCCUGGGUAAAGAGUCACGUUGGUAGGACCAAUAAAUAAAGAAUAAUAAAAAGACAAAGCACAUG